CUCAGUAGGCUGUAAUAGCUGUUGUCAUUUCACACUGACACAAGGACGUUUUAGGAGUCUUUGACUAGAAAAGUCUUCCAGUAACAUGGAGGAUUUUGACUAUACAGAAUAUGGAGAAGAUUAUACUGCCUUCAAUGAAACAUAUGAAAACACCUCUGUGAGUGGCUCAGUGACUUUCAACCAUCCCAGGUCCUUUUCAGUGGAAACUGUAAUCAAUAUCCUUAUAUCACUACUGGGUCUCAGUGGAAAUGCUAUAGUAAUUUGGAUCUCUGGCUUCAAGAUGAGAACAUCGGUCAACACCACUUGGUACCUCAGUCUGGCCAUCUCAGACUUUCUGUUCUGUGUCUGUCUGCCCUUUAACAUUGUAUACAUGGUCACCUCACACUGGCCCUUUGGGCUGGUCAUGUGUAAGCUGACCUCCUCCGCUAUGUUCCUCAACAUGUUCAGCAGCGUCUUCCUGCUGGUUCUGAUCAGUGUUGACCGCUGUGUGUCAAUCACUUUUCCUGUCUGGGCUCAGAACAACCGGACCAUACCCAGAGCAUCCGGAGUGGUCGUCCUCGUGUGGGCCCUCUCUGCUGCCCUGACUGUACCCUCACUGGUCUACCGCCAGACCAAAACACACGGGGCUGAUACACUGUGCUAUACUGAUUAUCAGUCUGGGCACAAGGCAGUGGCUCUGAGUCGAUUUGUCUGUGGCUUUGUGAUUCCUCUUUUGAUUAUAGUCUUCUGCUACUCAGUUAUCUUUGUGCAGCUCAGGAGUCGCCCCAUGAAAUCCACUAAACCUGUCAAGGUAAUGACUGUCCUCAUUGUGUCCUUCUUCGUUUGCUGGGUGCCCUAUUACACUUUUGUCCUGUUGGAGUUGAACUUGGGGAAUCACAGCCUUGAGAUGCUCUACACUUGGCUGAAGGUGGGCAGCACAAUGGCUGCAGCAAACAGUUUCCUUAACCCCAUACUGUAUGUGUUAAUGGGUCAUGACUUUCGGCAAACCCUAAAGAGGUCUGUUCUGUGGAAGAUAGAAAAUGCAAUGGCAGAAGAUGGGCGUACAGGUGGACGUAACCUCUCAAAGUCUGGGUCUUUUGAGAGCAAAGCUUUCACACACGUCUGAGGUUUAAGAUUGUGUCAUUUUAUUGAGGUUGUUUGUAACGAUGGUACCUUUUUUGCACUGCUUCUAUAGAUGUUAUUUGAUUUGUAAUGUAUUAAUUCAAAGUGUUACUGUGUAAAUAUGAGUUUCAAUGGAUAUUAAAAGGCGUGUCUGAUUAAAAUCUGUUACACUAGUUCUAUACAAUUAGUUGUUAAAGUUAUGGACUCUUAUGUUUUCUUAAAGUAUCUACUGAACAAGAAAUAUAAACGCAACAUGUAAAGUGUUGGACCCAUGUUUCAUGAGCUGAAAUAAAAGAUCCCAGAAAUGU
Molecule: messenger RNA, 1409 nt
Organism: Oncorhynchus gorbuscha (pink salmon)
Lineage: Eukaryota; Metazoa; Chordata; Actinopteri; Salmoniformes; Salmonidae
Product: chemerin-like receptor 1
Exons: 2
Coding region: 86-1105 (339 amino acids)
Biological process (GO): inflammatory response; complement receptor mediated signaling pathway; chemotaxis
Cellular component (GO): plasma membrane
Molecular function (GO): complement receptor activity; G protein-coupled receptor activity
Source: RefSeq, a predicted model, not a curated record